CGGCCGGGCGUUGGGAGGCAGGGCAAGGGUCCCCACCGCUGUGGAGGCUGCAGCUGCGGCCGCCCUUCGGGCGGCCCGCUCCCGCUCGCGACGUGCAAUAAGGUCUCCCAUUUGCUCUCCCGCGGCGAAGUUUAAGGGUGUGGAGGCUUUGCUGAAGAGCCCUUCGGGGUCCCAGGUGGUGCCUAGCAAAGUGGCUUCUGAUGCUGAAGGCAUGGAUGUGUCUGCAAGGGUGUCUGCGGCGAUUGCGCCCUCGGUGUUUGGGAAGGACGGUGACGCACAGCAGCGCCAUGCCGUGGGAACACUUUCCGCAAGCGACGUUAUCUCGCUUUCCACCGUUGCCUGCGGACUUAGCACGGGCCGCAACCAGCAUAACUCCCUCCGAGCAUUCACCAUCCGGCACUUGUUAAAGGAAAUCGUCAACGCCGACGACGAACGCUACAUGGCUGACGGGCACGACAUCUCAACGGUGACUGUUGUGGGAAAGGUGACCGCCUACCAGGAGGGGCCCACGCGAGUGAUACUUCAAGUGUACGACGGUACGGCCAGCAUAGAGGUUUGCAGCUGGGUGGACGACAUGGAUGCACAGGCCCAGAAGCGAGUCGAUUGGCAGGUCGGGAGGUACGUCCGCGUGUACGGCAACCUAAAGACAUUUGAAAGGAAACGCAGCAUUACCGCCUUCGCCGUGAAGCCGAUUACCGAUCACAACGAGGUGACGUACCACUUCCUCCAGAGCAUCAUGCAGCACCUGCAUCUGACCAAGGGAGCGCCGCCCGCGGGUCAGUCCACUGGUGGCGCGAUGCCGGCCGGCGGCAGGACUCCCGGUGGCGGCAGUUUGUACGGCGGCAUGUCGGGGGCGGGAGGCGGCGGCUACGGCGGCAUGGCGCAGGCAGGCUAUGGUGGCGGUGCUGCUGCCGCUUCUGGCCUUCCUGGCGGCGAUAUCGCCAUGGACCUAAAGCACGUGUACAACCAGCAGCGCGCGCUUUCUUCGACCCACGGCUUAGGCAUCGAGGAGGCGCUUCAGGAGCUGCGCAAUAUGGGGCGGAACUACAAUCUACAGCAAGUUGCUCAAGCGUGUGAGGUUUUGGCCGCGGAGGGUGUGCUGUACAGCACCAUUAACGACACGACCUACAAGUCAUGCUGCUGCGUGGCAAUAAUGCGGCCAAUGGUGCCUGUGCCGAAAGCAGCCGUAAUGCGCAGCUCGCAGCGUGCGCUGCUGGCAUUGCUGCUGGCAGCGUCACUGGCGGCGCCAACGCUGGCCGCUCGCCCCUCCGCUCUGCUGAUUAACACCGAUGACGGCUUGACUCGUCCAGACGACUGUCUUGACGAUGACGACUGCCGGCGCUCGGAAGUUUGUGUCAAUGGCGGUUGCUUAGCGGUGAAGGACGACGGUGAGUCGUGUCGUCAAGAUGAAGAGUGCCGCUCCGGAACCUGUCGGAGAAGCUGGUGGCCCACUGGCUCCGUUUGCGUCACCCCGUGCUCUGCUGACGAGGAUUGUCCCUCGAGGGCACCCUUCUGUAACACUUCUCCGUACAUGAGCCGAGUGCCGGGUGGUUCUCGCAGCAGUGACGGCGGCGCCGCCACUGCCGCCGCCAUGGCUGUCCUGACCAGGCCCAUCAGCACCACUGCUCUUGGUGAUGCUGCUGCUGCUGGUGGUGUUGCUGCUGACGAGGGGAUUGCGUUGAAGCGCGAUGACGAGGAUGACGAGGAUGAUGACGAAGACGAGGAUGACGAAGAUGAUGACGACGACGAGGAUGAUGAUGAUGAUGAUGAUGAUGACGACGAUGAUGAUGAUGAUGAUGAUGAUGAUGAUGAUGAUGAUGAUGAUGAUGAUGAUGAUGGUGACGAUGAUGACGAUGACGAUGAUGAUGAGGACGAGGACGAGGAUGAGGACGAUGGGGAUGAGGAGGGGGAUGGGCAUUAUAAAGGCCACGGUCGACAUGAGGUGGAGCGCCAUGAAGACCAUCACGGCCACCGCGGCUGGAAAGCCAGGAGGGCUGCUCUGGCUGAGGGGCCGACAGACGAUGCAGAAGACUCGGCCGGCAAAGAUGGCGACGAUCCGCAUGCUGAUGGCGGCCACGACCAAGACCAGGACCACGACCACGACCAUGACCAUGACCACGAUCACGAUCACGACCACGACGGUCCUCAGCCGGGCGACGCCGCGAGCGAUGUCAUUUCGACGGCUGGUGUCGAGACACAGACAUCGACAUCGACAUCGACACGCGAGGCACGCAGUGGCGGCAAAGAGACGAACGGUCGUUGUGUGCAGUGCAUGGAGGACAAGGACUGCGUGGAGGGCUAUUACUGCGACCGUGGCUUUCGGAAGACCGCCCACUCUUGUGUGGAGCUGGGCAAGGAGUGUUCGUCGUACGGCGACUGUAGCAUGGGCGAGUACUGCGAUUCCUCCAGCAAGCACUGCAAGCCGUACUUCUUGGGUGGGAUGGUCAAGCGUUUGGGCAAAAUUGCCACGAUUGAGGCUGAGUCCGUGGCGGUCAGCGCACGAGAGGCACGGCUGUGA
This is a messenger RNA of Volvox carteri f. nagariensis, 2518 nucleotides long. RefSeq lists its product as uncharacterized. Gene Ontology annotation, biological process: double-strand break repair via homologous recombination; DNA replication; nucleotide-excision repair. The transcript is spliced from 20 exons. The annotation marks the transcript as partial. Gene Ontology annotation, cellular component: DNA replication factor A complex; site of double-strand break; transcription factor TFIIA complex. Gene Ontology annotation, molecular function: nucleic acid binding. Lineage: Eukaryota; Viridiplantae; Chlorophyta; Chlorophyceae; Chlamydomonadales; Volvocaceae. The record is from RefSeq and is a predicted model, not a curated record.